Messenger RNA from Oryzias melastigma (Indian medaka), 2520 nucleotides. RefSeq names its product gastrula zinc finger protein XlCGF52.1-like. Gene Ontology annotation, biological process: regulation of transcription by RNA polymerase II. NCBI's taxonomy places the organism in Eukaryota, Metazoa, Chordata, Actinopteri, Beloniformes, Adrianichthyidae. Gene Ontology annotation, molecular function: RNA polymerase II cis-regulatory region sequence-specific DNA binding; DNA-binding transcription factor activity, RNA polymerase II-specific. The record is from RefSeq and is a predicted model, not a curated record. The transcript has a single exon. The coding region runs from base 150 to 1352 and encodes 400 amino acids. Gene Ontology annotation, cellular component: PcG protein complex; transcription regulator complex.
UUAAAGGGGAACAGGAGGAACCAGAACCUCCACAAAUUAAAGAGGAACAGGAGGAACCAGAACCAUCACAGAUUAAAGAGGAACAAGAAUGGUUCUGCAUCAGUCAGGAUGAGGAACAAUUUCAUCUGAAGCAGGAUACUGAAACAUUGAUGGAGAUUCCUACUUUUAAGGAAAAUGAGAACAAUGAAGGAGAUCUAAACAAUCAGCAGAGCUUUAAUGCAGAAGAAGAUGAAGAAGGAAGCCAACACGAAGAACUAACUAUAGACAAAGAGGCAGGUGCACAGAACAGAGAUCAGAGGAAGAGAAAAGACAGAAUUCAUGUCCACAGUGUGGACAGCUCUCACACAUUAGAAAGUCAAUGUGACUCUGUUGUUAGAAAAAACACUAAGAAAGCAACUUUAGUUAAGAAACGCAAACAAUCCCCACACAAAAAGAUACUUUCUUCUAUAGAGGCAGGUGAAAGCUCAGGAAUUGUUAGUAAUCUCUUUCCCCACUCAAAAACUGAGUGUGAUGGCAGACUUUAUUUCUGUCCAGAAUGCAGUAAAAGUUUUGGUUACUGGUCUGAGUUUAGAAUUCACAAGAUAACUCACACAGGAGAGAAGCCUUUUUCUUGUAAAGAAUGUGAUAAAAGUUUUACUGCUUCUUAUGAUCUUAAAGUACACUUGAGAACUCAUACUGGAGAGAAGCCUUUUUCUUGUAAUGAAUGCAAUUUUAGUUGUAGUCGUGCAUCUAAUCUGAAAUCACACAUGAGAACUCACACUGGAGAAAAGCCUUUUUCCUGUACAAAAUGUGAUAAAACUUUUACUCAAUUAUAUAGUGUCAAAUCCCACAUGAGAACUCAUACAGGAGAGAAGCCUUCUACUUGUAAAGAAUGUGAUAAAAGUUUUAGUGGAAUGUCUAGUCUCAAAAGACACAUGAGGACUCACACUGGAGAAAAGCCCUUUUUUUGUAAAGAAUGUGAUACAAGUUUUAGUCGUGCAUCUUAUCUCAAAUCGCACAUGAGAACUCACACAGGAGAAAAGCCUUUUUCUUGUGCAGAAUGUGGUACAAGUUAUAGUCGUGGAUCUAGUCUAAAAAUACACAUGAGAACUCAUACAGGAGAAAAGCCCUUUUCUUGUACAGAAUGUGAAAAAAGUUAUAGUCGUGGAUGUAGUCUUAAAAUACACAUAAGAACUCACACAGGAGAAAGGCCCUUUUCUUGUACAGAAUGUGAAAAAAGUUAUAGCAGUGCAUCUCAUCUCAAAACACACAUGAGAACUCAUACAGAAGAGAAGACAUUUUCUUAUAAAAAUUGUGAUAAAAGAUUUAGUCAAAUAUCUAGUCUCAAAUCACAGAUUAGAACUCAUGUGUGAUUUCUCAGAAAAGAUGUUUUAGUAAAAAAAGAAUUUAAAGGCCAUUGUGUGGAAACACUUUGAAUUUUGUAAAGUGGUGACCAUACAGUGUGGUAGAAUGUUCUUAUAAUGUUUUGUUUGUAUUAUUUUGAUGUGAAAAAAACCACAGUGGAGUGAACUUUAUAAAACUUGGAUUUGUCAGUAAUUCUUGUUUAUUUGUUUAUUUGUACACAUGUUUAACACCUGAUUAUGUUGGAAGGAAUACAAGUAAUCUGGAAAACUUAACCUACACUAUUCAGUACCAGGUAUUUAUUAAUCACACUGGUUAAAAUGUUUGCUAAAGAGGUCCUGCAUCAAUCUUAUGUCAGUGAAAUGGAUGGUUUAAAUGAACCAAAAUCUAAAGUGAAAGAAAUCGACAACUACAAAUAUCAAAUCGUUGUUAAAAAUGAAUCAUUACACCCCCAAUGUAAACAGAGCCACAGGCUGAUGGCCUCCAUACCGAGCACAUUGAUGUAGUAAUUCAGUUAAAAGAAGUCAGGCGUUAGUAUAGAAAACAAAGAAAUGAAGAGUUUUCUGACGGGUGCUGCAAACAUCUUUCUUCUUCUAAUUUGAUAUUCUCAUUUUUAAGAUACUUCUAAAUGUUUUUAACAUCUAUUAACUGCAAUUAUCAAGAUCCAUAGAAUAAAGGAUUUAUAUAUUUCAACAUAUGUAUAUUUAUUCUAUACAAUGAGUCUCACUGUUUAAAAUGUUAGAUAAAAAAUGUCAAAUUAAAAAAAUAUAUAUUCUUAAAGAUGAACCAGUACAUAUAAAUGUGUUGUACUUGAUCACCAUAGUUUAAUCUUCAUCUUUUAAAUUGUUUCAUUUUGGUUCUAACUCAUGCUGAUACAAUGUGCAUGUUGUCUAAGCCUUUGUUACUAUGACAACACUGGAAAUAUUUUGUUUGCAUCUUUAAUUGUAAUACUUUUUAUGAGAUUGGUAAACAUUUCAUUGUAGUUUUGAAAAGGUAUUGACUGGAGUUGAUAUUUUUUGCAGCAUAUAAGCAAUUUCUUUAGGAAAGGAUUUUUCCAAAAUGGCGACGUGUGUUUCUGUCUUGUGUUCAAGUGAUUCCUGUUUUGAAUCAGAGAUUAGAAGUGUUUUUCUGCUCUUUUUAGUCGUCAGUGUUCUGUUCCAAUCUUUCCUGUGAAGAAUA